AUGCCGUCCGUCAAUGACCCCGAGAUCCCUGAGCUCGCCGACCCCAGCGAAGGCAAGUACCUUUGCCUGACGAUCUGCGGCUACCGCAAGCCGGGCAUGAGUGAGGAAGAUUAUCGGAACCACAUGGUCAACGUCUCCGCUCCAAUGACGAAGCAUCUCAUGGUCAAAUACGGAGUCAAGCGGUGGACACAGAUCCACAAUCAAUCGUCGACCCGCGCCCUAAUGAGCAAACUCUUUGACUCACAGAUGGUACAACUGGCCGAUUUUGACUGCUUCAGCCAAGUCAUCUUCAAGAGCGUCGACGAUUACAAGCGCAUGAAGGAGGAUCCGUGGUAUAAGGAGCAUUUGGUGGAUGAUCAUGAGAAGUUUGCUGAUACGAAACGGAGCAGGAUGACCAUCGGCUGGGUGGAGGAGUUUGUUCGGGAUGGCAAGGUUGUCGAUGGAUUCAAGGAUUGUUAG
Molecule: messenger RNA, 459 nt
Organism: Aspergillus pseudoviridinutans
Lineage: Eukaryota; Fungi; Ascomycota; Eurotiomycetes; Eurotiales; Aspergillaceae
Product: EthD domain-containing protein
Exons: 3
Coding region: 1-459 (152 amino acids)
Molecular function (GO): oxidoreductase activity
Source: RefSeq, a predicted model, not a curated record